Molecule: messenger RNA, 1526 nt
Organism: Kickxella alabastrina
Lineage: Eukaryota; Fungi; Kickxellomycota; Kickxellomycetes; Kickxellales; Kickxellaceae
Product: CRAL-TRIO domain-containing protein
Exons: 1
Coding region: 29-1516 (495 amino acids)
Source: RefSeq, a predicted model, not a curated record
UUACAAAAUACAUUUUCGACAUUAGUGCAUGGAUUUUGCGACUGAGUCCACACUGCCGCUAGUAGACCGAUAUAUGCUCGGCAAACCGCUGACCGAAGGCCGAGUCGGAUGGCUCAACAGCGAGCAAAGCACCAAGCUGCGCGAGCUGUGGCAGCUACUGCUCAAGGAAUGUGACAAGGAAGAGUACAUUGAUGUGAAAUUCAGCUUGGAGCAGCAAAAGGCCAAGGCCGCCGAAGCAGGCGAUAAGAGCGAGGAGAUUGGCAGUCUAUCAUUCGAGCCCCUAAUGGCCAUCAGCACCAAGGAGCAGGAGCCCAAAUCCGGAGGGUGGUUUGGAUGGGGCACAUGUCAGCAAAAUGCUACAAAUACGCUACCAAAGUCCAGCAGCAGAGCAUCGACCCCGGCGUCUACAGAUGCAGAGAAGGGGAAGGAUGAUGUGGAGAGCGAGGAGACAAUACGGCAGCGGCAUGAGACAGUACAAGAGCACCUGAAUGGUAAAGGCGAUGGUAGUGCAGUAGCCCCGAUAGAUUUUGUACCCUUGUUUGAGCAACCGAAGCUCAAGCGCACAUUCAGAGCUGCGUUUUGGCAGGCAGCGACGCAGAUUGGCGAUCCGGACUCCUGGGUGCUUCGCUUCCUGCGCGCGCGACAAUGGGAUGUCGAAAAGGCCCUGGAGAUGAUCCGGCGCACAAUUAUUUGGCGGGUUGGACAGGCAAUCGACGAAAUUGCAUUCUACGGCGAGUCCCAGCUGCACAACCUCACGAUGAACACAGGGCUAGCGUAUGCUUGCAUGGAGGAUAGGCUGGGAAACCCAGUCUAUGUUGUGCGUGUGCGCGCCAAUGUCGCUCGCAAUCGCAAUAUCCUGGCGAUAAAGAGAUUCCUUUGCUGGCAGAUCGAGACCUCGCAGCUGUUGACUGCCAAGAGCGACGGCAAGGUGACCAUGCUGUUCGAUUUCAAUGGAUUUUCGCGCGAAAAUAUUGACACAAAGCUUGUGCGCACGCUUAUAACGCUGUUGACAAACUAUUAUCCGGAGACUCUGGGUAUUAUCGUAUUGAAUGUCGACUCUUGGGUGUUUUCAAGCCUGUGGAUGGUUAUCUCGCCGUUUAUCGACCCCGAGGUCAGGUCAAAGAUUGUCAUGGCGCGCAAUGCCCAGGAGCUCGCUCCGUAUAUUGACCCCCAGGUACUAGUCUCUGAGCUAGGCGGGAAAAAGCAGUUUGUGUACGAGUAUAUACCGCCUGCUUGCGAUGAAAACACUAGGAUGGCGGACAUUGAUGCUCGUCGGGCAGCUGAACGCAAGUUUGUACAUUCUGUUGCGGCAUACGAACAGGCCACGCGCCAAUGGCUAGACAAUGUGGCAGACUCUACCAGCCCGAGUAGCUCUACCAGUCUGGGUGACUCUAACAGAGGCGAUACCAAGGAGGCCCUGCGCCAGGCCGCUAUUGAUCUCGAUCCAUUCAUUCGCUCGCGCACGCUGUAUCAUCGCUUUGGUUUUGUCAAUCCGGACCACUCCGCUUCCUUUUGAUAAACAAAUA